This is a messenger RNA of Sphaeramia orbicularis (orbiculate cardinalfish), 3135 nucleotides long. RefSeq names its product BEN domain containing 3 (gene bend3). NCBI's taxonomy places the organism in Eukaryota, Metazoa, Chordata, Actinopteri, Kurtiformes, Apogonidae. The coding region runs from base 151 to 2610 and encodes 819 amino acids. Gene Ontology annotation, cellular component: heterochromatin. The transcript is spliced from 4 exons. Gene Ontology annotation, biological process: negative regulation of transcription by RNA polymerase II; rDNA heterochromatin formation. The record is from RefSeq and is a predicted model, not a curated record. Gene Ontology annotation, molecular function: rDNA binding.
GUCACGUCACGCGAGAAAGCACAGAAGCCCAGCGAGAAAAAAAAAAAAUCAACAAGAACAGUUACCUCCAAAUAAACCUCCGUGACAGUCCACAGACAUGACUAUUACACGGCUAACAGUCCCGAAGGAUUGCGUGGACAUAUAAAGGCUAUGAAUUCCUCUGAGCAUGAGGAAGUUUCAGAUGAAGCAAUGCUUGAGAAAGAACACAAGCAUAUCCAAGAUGUUAAGGAGGAGAUGGAGGACUUUGCAAUUGGUGAGCCACCUGAAGGACAUGGAGGACAAUCUCCUGGGUCGAAUGAAGCCACUAAACGGACAUCAGCAGAGAUGGACCCGAACACAAACCAGUCCACCAGCAACAAGAGAGCCAGAUUAUCUGGAGAGAUGAGGCGGCAUUUGGCAGAUGAAACCAGUAGACAUGAGCCUCUUUGCCUCACAACAACUGGAGAGAAGAGAGACUAUGUCCAGGAGAAAUCCAGAGUCUCCUACAGAAAACCUCUAUUCGGCAUCUCCCACAGGAUCUCGGAGAAGAGGAACACGCCGUGUCUGGAACAACAGGGCACUCAGGGCUCCAUGAAUCAGCUCAGCUUCAGCAGCAUCCUCUCAUCAAAGCUCCAGAGCUCAGAGGAAAAUGGUUCACUGGAGUCCUUGUCCAUCACAGACACACUAGGUCAGACUUCGACAGACUCUAGUCUUUAUCCGCUGAUCGAAAAAAUGUUUUUUAUUCUUAAUACUCUCAAUUCAAGCAUGACACAGCUGCACAGUAAAGUGGACUUGUUAACCCUUGAAGUCAUGCGGAUAAAGAAGCAGAUCAAUCCAACUGACAUGGUGACAGAGUUCCAGCCUCCUCCGGAGUAUCUGCUCACAAGCGAUGAACUGAAUCAGCUAAUGGAGCAGACAUCCAGUGCUGGGGAGCUUGGAUGUCGGCUGCUUGUGCACCUCUUCCCAGAACUGUUUAAAGCCAGGGAGUGCUCUCACGACUGCAUGGCAAGCAAGAGGACACUUGAGUCUCUACAUCUGCAGUUGAUCCGUAACUAUGUCGAGGUAUGCCACCCUUCAGUCAAGAACAACAACGUCUGGCAGGAAGAAUGCCUCCUUCAGAUUAACGACUUCUUUAAUCGCUUCUGGGCGCAGAGGGACAUGGACAGCGCUCGGCUGCUUAGGAAACAGACAUUCACAGGUGCCGGGAUAAAAGCAGAGCAUCCCCAGUCUUAUCGUUUUAUUAAUGAGCAGGGCCAGGAAGAACAUUUAAACUUAGAUAACCAGCAGAGUGGCCUGGCUGUGUCAGACCUGGCUUUUAAUACUCAAGCCACAGAGGAGCUGGAUGAAUUCUCCUCCCCUGAGGACUUUGUUAUUUUUCUUAUGCAUCGUCUCUUCCCUGAGGUUUUUGAAGAAGGAAAAAUGCCAGAGGGCUGCAGCAGUUUCAGCAGUGUGGGACAGCUGAUAGUGGACUCUGACAAGAUGGAAAUAAUAAGAAAGUAUAUGGAGGCAAAUUUCCCUGAUGUGCCUGAGGAUAGCUGGCUGCAAGUGUGCAUUCAGCAUAUGGAGGAUGCACUUGAGGGUCCUCACAGUAAUGGAAAUGGGAGUGAACCUGACAAUAUCAAUGAUGAAGGCUAUGGCCUCACUAGCCUUUCUGAAGAUGUGUCUGUUAUCAAGGUUCCAGAGAUGGGGGAUUAUGAAAGGCCCAGCCGAAAAUCUAAAAAAUCCCUCCUGACUCCUGUGGAUUUUGACAAUCUGGAAAUUCCUCUGCCUGACUUUACUGUUCCCCAGGAGUACCUCUUAUCCAAGGAGCAGCUGAAGAACAACUAUGAUUGUAGCUUAUCCAUAGGGAACUUUGCCUCUCGGCUGCUGGUGCUUAUGUUUCCUGAGCUGUUCACCCACGAGAACACACGGAAGCAGUACAACUGCAGUGGUUCACUUGGCAAAAAACAGCUGGACCCUGUUCGUGUGAACCUGAUCCGUCAUUAUGUGCAGUUACUAUACCCUCGAGCCACAAAUGAUCGAGUGUGGAUGUUAGAAUUCGUUGGCAAACUUGAUGAGAGAUGCAGAAGACGUGACACAGAGCAAAGGAGGUCCUACUUACAGCAACGUAAAGUCUAUGGUCAGGAAUCAGAGCCAGACUUUCUUUGCCAGCUGAACCAGCUCAAUGCAGAUAACAUUAGGGAGGAUCCAGAUGCUCCCUCUUUACCACCAGAGAAAAGUAGCAAAGACUUCUGCAAGAUUCCCCUGGAUGAACUGUCUGUAUCUAAACCUGACUUCCCUGUACCAUCAGUCUACCUGCUCUCAGAUGCUGAGGUACGGGAAAUUGUCCAGCAGAGUCUUUCUGUUGGGAACUUUGCAGCCCGUCUGCUGGUGCGCCUCUUCCCUGAGCUCUUCACCCAGGAGAACCUGCGGCUGCAGUACAACCAUUCAGGAGCCUGCAACAAAAAGCAGCUUGACCCAGUGCGCCUCAGGCUGAUCCGUCACUAUGUGGAGGCGGUGUAUCCUGUGGAUAAGAUGGAGGAGGUGUGGCACUAUGAAUGUGUGCCAAGUAUUGAUGAACGCUGUCGGCGUCCCAAUCGCAAGAAGUGUGACAUUUUGAAGAAGGCCAAGAGGUCAAGCACUGUGUCCUAGUUACAUGACUUUGCAAUUAGGUAACACUUGUCAUAAAAUACAUUUGCACAGUAUAUAAGCUGAAAACACAAUGUUGAACUUUUACAAGCUGUCCUAUGUAGGAUGAAGCCAAGCUGUUACAAGUUUCAUUAUUCUAGGUCAUAUUUUAUCUUUUAACUACAGCAGUAGAUGUUGUAGUUUAUGUAGUCUUAUUGUUGCCUAAAGAGUGAAAUCAGCUUCUAUUUAUAAGCCAAAAUAGCUUAUCUAACAUACUUUGUUCAUAAAUGUUGUAGCCUUAAGAACAAUAAUAAUGAUAGUAGCUAAUAGUGAUAGAUUACACAUUUGCUAUAUGGAUAGAAAUGAAUCACAAGGAUGUGAUAUAUUUCCAUUGCAGUACAUGAUGUAGCAUUGUGCCACCACUGUUUAAAUAAUAAUGUGCUUAUGUUAAGCCUUCUUAUAGAAGUUUAUAUUAUAAAGACAAUUUAACAUGACAAUUGCUCAUGAUAACCUAUUUCUAAUAAAAUCACUAUUAUAAAUACAUUAUUG